Messenger RNA from Vicugna pacos (alpaca), 1450 nucleotides. RefSeq names its product involucrin (gene IVL). The record is from RefSeq and is a predicted model, not a curated record. NCBI's taxonomy places the organism in Eukaryota, Metazoa, Chordata, Mammalia, Artiodactyla, Camelidae.
AGGAAGUUGAGUGGUGAAACCAGUCCAUCUCCUUCAACUCGGGAAGGAGGCCAGGCUGGGGAACGGUAUAAAGGGCAGCCUGGCCCCUGCUCAGCUCAGCACUCCACUGGAAGCUUCUCUGGCCAUCCUUCCCGUGAGUCUGGUUGACCUAAAGCAACUUCCAAGAUGUCGCAGCAGUACACUCUGCCAGUGACCCUGCCCCCUGCCCUCAGUCAGGAGCCCCUCAAGUCUGUUCCUCCUCCCACUGAUAUCCAGCAGGAACAAGUGAAGCAGCCAACUGUGCUGCCUGCCCCAUGCCUGGAGGUACCCUCUGAGCUCCCAGGGGAGACCCCUUUGGAGCACAGGGAGAAACACAUAACUCUUGUGAAGGAGAUACCCGAGCAAGAGUGUGAGCUGCAGCAGGAGGAGCCACAGCAGCUGGAACAGCAUCAUGAGCAACAGCAACAACAAGAGUCACAGGAACAGGAACAGCAUGUGGAACAGCAGCAGCAAGAGUCACAGGAGCAGGAACAGCAUGUGGAACAGCAGCAGCAGCAACAAGAGUCACAGGAGCAGGAACAGCAUGUGGAACAGCAGCAGCAGCAACAAGAGUCACAGGAGCAGGAACAACAUGUGGAACAGCAGCAGCAACAAGAGUCACAGGAGCAGGAGCUGCAUCUGGAACAGCAUGUGGAGCAGCAGCAGCAGGAGCUACAGGAGCAGGAAGUGCAGCAGCAGCAGCAGCAGCAGCAGCAGCAGCAACAAGAAGAGUGUGGGGAAUAUCAGGAAGCAGAAGAUUCGGAGCAGCAGCUGAAGCAGGAGAAGGCACAAAGGCAGCAGCCGCUAAAGGGAGAGCUGGAACAGGAGAAGAAUCUCCUGGACCAGCAGCUAGACCAAGAGCAAGCAAAGAAAGAUGAGCAACUGGAAAGGAAAGAGGAGCAGCUGCUGGAACACCUGGAGCAGCGGGAGAAGCAGCAGGAGCCAUCAGCGCAGCAGGAGGGGCAGCUGAAACAGCCUGCGUUUACCCCAGCCCCUGGCCAGGACCAGGAGACCCACCCUGCCCAGCCGCUGAAGGGAGACGUCUUGCUCCCUGAAGAGCAGCAGCAGCAGCAGCAGCAGGUGUAGUGCCCCCUCAAAUAUAAAUCACCACCCCCAGGGGCCCAGAGGCCCCCGGCAACCUCACACAAGUGAAGAGAGCGCCAGUGGCCUCGCUUACCUCAGGUCCCCUGCCUGGUGGCCCGCCUUGUCUGUGAACCUGCCCGACCCUGUCCUUCCGCAUGUCCUUUGGUAGGGCUGGGGGGGAGGGGACGUUGCCGCCCAGCGCCCAUCCCCCUGAGCCCAGCCCCAACCUCCGGUGGCCAGAGCCUCUGCCUGAGGACAGUUACUACAGCAACUCUGACUGCACCCUCAGUGUGAUAGCUGAAUCUGUGAGUGUGCACAGUGAUACAGAAUAAAUCCUAGAAGUCCUGGG